AUGCCGAGACUUCCUCUGUGUUCCCCGAAGCCAGGAGAGAACGAGAUUGCCGACCAGAUUCGUCAACGUCGUCAUCCCCGUGACCUCAUCGCUCUCGAUCGUAUCCUACUCCACAAUCCACUGGUAGCAAGUGGUUGGAACAGUCUCUUUGGUGCCAUUCGAACGCACAGCAGUUUACCCGACGAUUUCAGGGAAAUUUUGAUUCUUAGGGUAGCCGCGUUAAACUCGGCGCCUUAUGAAUGGAUUCAGCAUGAAAAAGUGGGAAGAGUCGCCGGUCUGACGACCCCUCAAUUAUUGCGCAUCCGUGACACUCUCAAACCCCUCACCGAUACCCUCGAUCGGUCUCAUGUUCCAUUAUCGGAUCUAUAUUUGGCGGGACUGGCGUUCACGGAUAGCAUGACAAAGGAAAUUCAAGUCAGGGAUCUGACCUUUGAAAAACUCAAGAACGAAUUCAGCCGUCUCGGCAAUCAGCCGGAACAAGUCAACAAGAUGAUCUUGGAUGCUGUGGCGACGGUAUCGGGAUAUAACAUGGUUUCGCGGAUGCUCGUUGGGCUCGAAAUUGGGGACGAUCGGGAUCAAUCCGUCGACUUACCUGGCCUAGAAACUCGGACUGAAAAGCUGCUCAUGCGUGACGGUACUCCACUGAAUGUUCGAUACCAGCAUUUGGAUUCUCGACCAACGCUCAUGUUCUGUAAUUCAUUGCUCACCAACAUGAGAAUGUGGGACUGGAUCCUUCCGAGUCUAGCUACAAAAUACAACCUGGUCUGCUUUGAUCAACGCGGACACGGACAAUCCGGGAUCCCGAGGACUGACUGCACGAUCAGUCAGCUAGCUGAUGAUGUGUGCGAGAUUGUGAAGCAAUUAGGAAUACAGACACCAUUGCACAGUUUGAUAGGAGUAUCACAAGGCGGGGCGACUACGUUAGAAAUGUCUACUCGUCAUCUGAAACUUUUCAAGCACUACGUUGUUUGUGAUACGCAACCCUCUUCGCCCUCCGGAGCUCGAGAUGCCUGGGAGUCGCGAAUCCGAUUGGCGGAAGGCUCAGAUGAUGGAUUGAGAAAGUUAUCAGAAGCGACACUUUCCAGAUGGUUUCCGAUCGAAUCGCACAUGAAUCAGCCCAAUAACCCUACCUCAACGUGCAUACGUAGGAUGAUAGAAGAGACUAGCAUUGGGGGAUUUAAAUCAGGCGCAGCGGCUUUGUGCGAUUAUCGAGUUGAUGAGGAUCUAAUCCCCUGUGACGAAGAUCAGAAAGUCAUGUUGGUGGCCGGUGAAAGAGAUGGCAUAUUACCAAAAGUGUUGGAAGAACUCGCAGCAAGAUUGAUUAAAGCUGGCAAACCCGUAAAAUUCGUCCCUGUUCCCGGGGCUGGACAUUUACCAAUGGUCGACCAACCUUUGAAAUUUUUGAACAUCCUCGAAGCGUUUUUGGAUAGCUGA
Messenger RNA from Puccinia triticina, 1434 nucleotides. RefSeq lists its product as uncharacterized. Bases 1 to 1434 code for a protein of 477 amino acids. The transcript has 5 exons. Lineage: Eukaryota; Fungi; Basidiomycota; Pucciniomycetes; Pucciniales; Pucciniaceae. Gene Ontology annotation, molecular function: peroxiredoxin activity. The record is from RefSeq and is a predicted model, not a curated record.